AUUCAAGCCUGGGCCCUGGAAGGAGGGGUGGACAGUCCCCUCCCUUCCAGUCCAGCAUGGGUCUGGGGAAGAGAAGCAGCUUUGCCUGGAAGGGGCCUCCUAGGAGGGGGAGCGGUGGUUUCUAGCUCAGGCUUUAGGAUCAGAGAGCAGCAGAUUCAAAUCCUGACGGUUUUGGUAAAGUCAAUUCAAUCUCUCCAAGACUCCGUUUAUUUGAUCUGCGAAGUGGGGAUAAUGGUAUCACGUCGCAGGGUUGUCAGGCGGAGCUGGUAGGGGAGCUGCCCCCCAGAGCAGCAUGGAUGCCCCGCGAAGGGACAUGGAGUUGCUCAGCAACAGCCUGGCUGCCUACGCGCACAUCCGCGCCAACCCCGAGAGCUUCGGCCUCUACUUCGUGCUGGGCGUCUGCUUCGGCCUGCUGCUCACCCUCUGCCUGCUCGUCAUCAGCAUCUCGUGGGCGCCCCGCCCGCGGCCCCGGGGCCCGGCUCAGCGCCGGGACCCCCGCAGCAGCACCCUGGAGCCCGAGGACGACGACGAGGACGAGGAGGACACGGUGACUCGGCUGGGCCCCGACGACACGCUGCCGGGCCCCGAGCUGUCCGCAGAGCCGGACGGGCCCCUCAACGUCAACGUCUUCACGUCGGCGGAGGAGCUGGAGCGGGCGCAGCGGCUGGAGGAGCGCGAACGGAUCCUGCGGGAGAUCUGGCGCACCGGGCAGCCGGACCUGCUGGGCACAGGCACGCUGGGGCCCAGCCCCACGGCCACGGGCACCCUGGGCCGCAUGCACUAUUACUGAUGGGCCCCGGCUCCCGCUGCAAGGCGCUCGGGGUACCGGACCUGCACAUGAGCUCAGAGCUACCCCACACCUUCGGACUGCCUCGGCCCCCACAGCUCCCAGGUGCUACUGGGCGUGGACCGCCACCCCCUGAGAGGCUCCCUUCCCCAGUCCUGCCAGAAGACCCCGGGGGCGGGGAGGGGGCAGCAUGCAGGGUCCCCACUCCCUCUCUGGGGUCGAUGAAGAGGUGAAGUGACCAAAUGAAAGAAAGCUGCAUUCUCAGUGA
Messenger RNA from Homo sapiens (human), 1055 nucleotides. RefSeq names its product eva-1 homolog B (gene EVA1B). Gene Ontology annotation, cellular component: membrane. NCBI's taxonomy places the organism in Eukaryota, Metazoa, Chordata, Mammalia, Primates, Hominidae. The record is from RefSeq and is marked validated. Bases 293 to 790 code for a protein of 165 amino acids. The transcript has 3 exons.